UUAUUUCUUUAGUUUUUUGGCAGGUGUUGAGUGUUGCCUCUUGUCUGCGAUGUCUUACGAUCGGUAUUUAGCGAUAUGCAAACCGCUGCAUUAUACAGCCCUCAUGAAUGGCAGGUUCUGCCUCCAGCUAGCAGCUGGGUCUUGGAUAAAUGGGCUUCUGGCUAGUAAUAUAAUGACAUCCUUGAUGUCACAGUUAUCUUUUUGCGGCCCCAAUGAAGUUGACCAUUUUUUUUGUGAUUUUGCUCCAGUAAAAAAACUGUCCUGCGGUGACACCAGGCUGAUGGAUCUUUUGGCUUUCAUUCUGGCUUCAAUAUUCACCCUGCCCCCAUUUCUAUUGACCGUGGCAUCCUAUGUUUGCAUCAUUGCCACCAUCCUGAGUGUCCCUUCCACCACCAGGAGGCAAAAGGCCUUUUCCACCUGCUCCUCCCACCUCAUCGUGGUGACACUUUUCUAUGGGACGCUGAUGAUUGUCUACAUGCUCCCAGAUACCGACGCACUGAAGGUCCUUAACAAAGUGUUCUCCAUCUUCUAUACGAUUCUGACUCCCAUGGUUAACCCCCUCAUCUACAGCCUGAGGAACAGAGAGGUCAAGGAGGCCCUGAAAAGAGCUGUCAAUGCCUUUUUAAUGUGUACAGGAACUGAGACGGGGUCAAAUUCAAGGGCUUUUGUAGACAGGGAAAAGGCCCAGCGUAGUUAG
This is a messenger RNA of Chelonoidis abingdonii (Abingdon island giant tortoise), 697 nucleotides long. RefSeq names its product olfactory receptor 10A7-like. The record is from RefSeq and is a predicted model, not a curated record. Gene Ontology annotation, cellular component: membrane. Gene Ontology annotation, biological process: G protein-coupled receptor signaling pathway. Gene Ontology annotation, molecular function: G protein-coupled receptor activity; olfactory receptor activity. Lineage: Eukaryota; Metazoa; Chordata; Testudines; Testudinidae.